This is a messenger RNA of Mytilus trossulus (common blue mussel), 1048 nucleotides long. RefSeq names its product M-phase inducer phosphatase-like. Gene Ontology annotation, biological process: G2/M transition of mitotic cell cycle; protein dephosphorylation; positive regulation of G2/MI transition of meiotic cell cycle. The transcript has a single exon. Lineage: Eukaryota; Metazoa; Mollusca; Bivalvia; Mytilida; Mytilidae. Bases 73 to 948 code for a protein of 291 amino acids. The record is from RefSeq and is a predicted model, not a curated record. Gene Ontology annotation, cellular component: nucleus; cytoplasm. Gene Ontology annotation, molecular function: protein tyrosine phosphatase activity.
CAAUAUUUAAAAUUCAACAUAAAACAUUCAGAUAGUUGAACCUGACAGACAGAAAUCACAGAAACAACAACAAUGCUAUCCAAAAGAUUAUUCGACACAGAUUGUGACUUUGAUUCCAUCUCAGCCUCUGUAUCAACUCUGAGUUUUGAUUCUACUCCAGUAAAGGCUAAUGACAUUAUGUCUGUGAUGACUCCAAACAUCAAACGAAGUCGGUUUCCUGAUGAUGACGAGGAUUCUGGUCUCGGUAUGGAUGAUCAUAUUACUUUAACACCAAGCUUGACGAAAUCUGCAAAGAGACAGCGUACAGAAAAUGACAAUUCAACAUGUUCAAAAAGACCAAAACUUUGUACCGAUAUAAAAGAUGUGGUAACAAAACUUGAGGAGAACGACGACUUCAUUGCCGAUGGUAGUAGAUUACAUACUUUACCAACUAUUACUGGAAAGCAUUCUGAUUUGAAAAGCAUCACUCCACAGACACUUGCUGAUGUUGUUAACGGGGAAUACGAUGACGUCAUCAGUGACUACAAGAUCAUCGACUGCCGAUAUCCGUAUGAAUUUGAAGGAGGGCAUGUCAGAGGAGCAGAAAAUAUGUAUUUGCACGAGACCAUUUUAACUCUGCUUCAGCAACCAACCAAAGAUAAACAGAUCAUCAUCUUCCACUGUGAGUUUUCGUCCGAAAGAGGUCCAAAAAUGUUACGAUUCCUGAGAAGCAAAGACAGAGAACUGAAUAAAGAAAACUAUCCAUCACUGAACUUUCCUGAAGUUUAUUUACUAGAUAGUGGUUACAAGGCAUUCUUCAACGAACAAGCAGAUCUCUGUGAUCCAGUCAGCUAUCGACCAAUGCUUCAUUCUGACCACUCAGAAGAUUUGCGCCAUUUCCGUGUCAAGUCAAAAUCAUGGACAGCUGGAGAAAAACGAAGAUAUGCCAGGAAAGCUAUGAGAUUUUAGAACUGUGAUAAACUGGUGAAUUAGAAAUAGUGCUAUGAAUAAUCUGUGAUACAAUACUGUCUGUGCUUUGUUUUAUUUAAACCGUGUUUUAUGGUUCUUG